AUGUUCUCUGUCAAGGUUGAAUGCAAAAAAGUGUCCAUUUGUUGUGGUUGUCUCAGCACGGAUAGGAGAAUUGUGCUCGUAAACAAUCACCUCGAUAUAUUUUUCUCACUUUUAGGAGUUCAGCGAGACUGCUGUCAAACACAAGUAUUAUUAUGUUGGGAAUGCAUUGCACAUCUAAAGAAGAUUCAAAAAUUUCAAAAUAGAAUACAAAAUGCUCAAUUUGUACUACAACGGUCAUAUGAAUUGGAAAAGCUACCAAACAACUCACUAACCUCCCUUACAACAGUAAAAAAAGAUUAUUAUGACAUUUCCAUUGAUUACGAAACUUCAAAGAAAGAGAAAGACAAAGAAGAUGAAAAAAAUCGCACCAUCAACGAUAUCAAACAAGAAAACGAUGAAGAUUCCAAUCAGCUAGUUAUAGAUGACUCGUUUAGCGAUAACGAAUUAUUAACCAUAGAUUAUAAUAAAUUAAAAAAAUUAGAAGUCAUAGAUGAUACAAUAAAAGAGGAAUCUGAUCUUAAAUAUAGACGUACGAGAUACUAUAUGAGUAAGACUACUGUCAAAAGAUUGGAUGUCGAUGCGACAGAACUAAAGACACGCUGGGCGAAAGUGAAUCUUACUGAGGAGGAAAUAGAGGAGCUAUUGGUGAGGGACAAGAAAAAAGUCGGUCGCAACGCACUACCGCAUAAGUGUAGUCAGUGCAAAAAUACGUAUAAAAGAGGCAUAGAUUUGAGAAGGCAUGAAACAUUCAAUCAUAAUAAACCGUCUUUUCCUACUAAGUGUAAAGAGUGCAGAGUGGAAGUGAAUUCAUGGGAAUCAUUGAAGGAACAUUGGAGAAAACAUAAUUUCUAUUAUAAGUGUGAUGUUUGCAAUUGGCUCUCACAUUCUAUGGCUUCCCUUACGAGACACCAUCGCAGGUUUCACACUACAAUGUACUGUUGUAACACUUGUGACGUCACUUGUCGAACUUUAAGGGAAUUCAGUGAACAUUAUAAAAUGAGACACGAGAGACUCAUAUGUGAUCACUGCAGCAAGAGUUUUAUCAAGAAACGCUCUUUAGAGAUCCAUAUCAAACGUCAUCACACUCCGGCCACAUGUUUAGAAUGUAACAAAAGUUAUGCACAUUACCACGUAUUGGAGAACCACUUUCGAAUGUACCAUCCCCAUAUGGUGCGAGCUGAUAAUCGAACGGAAUUAGCAUAUUGUGUGGAAUGUGAUAAGCAAUUCCCAAGUGUUUAUAAAUAUAGAAGACAUUUGGCUACUGCAGCUAAACAUACGCCUCCUAAACCUGUCAGGGUGCCGUGCCCCGAAUGUGGGAAAGUGUUCGCACGUAAGAUACGCAUGACCAACCAUUAUAACUCCGUGCAUAGAAACAUUUCUAAGCAUCGCUGCGACAUUUGUAACAAGAACUUCUGUUCAGCAUUCUCUGCUCGCACUCACAGACAGCACGUUCACGAGAAAAUACCGAUGCCGAAGAAUAAAAUGUGCGAUAUUUGCGGACGGGGAUUCAGUACAAAUCGGAUAUUGACCAAUCACCGACGGACGCAUACAGGUGAACGCCCAUAUAAGUGCGCCCACUGUCCCGCAACAUUCGCUCAACGUACAGCAAUGAAGACACACGAGCGUACGCAACAUAAAGCUCAAUGGGACUCGCAUAGUGCUCUAUCCGCCGCAGCCACGUUACUAGAACUGGGGGAUAGGGAUGGGAACUGA
This is a messenger RNA of Diatraea saccharalis (sugarcane borer), 1713 nucleotides long. NCBI's taxonomy places the organism in Eukaryota, Metazoa, Arthropoda, Insecta, Lepidoptera, Crambidae. The record is from the annotation of a GenBank genome assembly.